Marchantia polymorpha subsp. ruderalis is the source of this 3347-nucleotide messenger RNA. NCBI's taxonomy places the organism in Eukaryota, Viridiplantae, Streptophyta, Marchantiopsida, Marchantiales, Marchantiaceae. The record is from the annotation of a GenBank genome assembly.
CUUUGAACUAUACAUUUCAUAUGUCUUCUGUGUAGGAGUCAUGGGGGAUACAUUAUAAAUAUUACAUGUUUGGCUCCAUCUGACCAACUCCACGGGAUCUUCCCAUGUUUUAUGCUAGAGUACUUGGGCUCCACAUUUACAGAUACAUGUAACUCCUGAGCAGCGACAGAUCUUGCGAGGCUGGUGCAGCGAUAAUGGACACAUCUGUCCUCCCAACAUGGAGACAAGAAUGGAUGCUCUGCACUAAACUAAUGGAGAAUGAGUCCGAGGUGCAUGGAGGCACCAAUCGAGAGGACGAACAUCGAUCAUUCUCAACUGCCAAAGUGAGACGGGGUCAAUGUUGUUGUCAACGGCAUUAACUUUUCUCAGACAAAAUGUAUAUUCAAGAGGGUCGUCCCUGUGACCCUUGUGAUCAGUUUGUUGGACCAACCAUCUCGGUACAAAUGGACACUGUGCUCUGUACUAUAGUACUGGAACUGGCAGCCCAAUUCCUGUACGACAGUCGUUGGAAGUUCCACCACCGCCAGCUUCUGAGCUCACUCGCAAAAAGAAACAUUUAACACUGCUGACUUAUUCUUCUCUCUGAUAUAACUCAUUCAUGUGGCACGAACAUGCUUGACAUCGAUAACUGUCGAGAAGCUGAAAUCCAUGUGGAAAUUCGCCCUCACAUCUAAGCAUUCUGUUAGCCGGGACCCUGUGGAAAUUUCUCAGCUGCUGUCAUGCUGCUAAUACGCGAUCAGCAGAAAGCAAUCUGCACUAACCGAUCGAGAGCAUUUGAGAAAAUCAGCAGCAUUUUUCUUCCAGUAGUGGAGGUCCUUUGUCAUUUGCAGGCAAUGCCUUUAUCUGAAGGGCAAGAGCACAAUUUGCGUAACAAUUGAGUUUGUGCGAGUCAUUGGCUGCAGAUGAUAAUAAAGGAAACUUGAAUCAUGCCAUUCGAGUGUGUACACGAUCGGUGAUCUUGUGUUGGAGACGGUCGACCUCCAAAGUGGGGCCUGUGAGACUGUAAUGUGUGACGUUUAAAGCCCUUUCACAUUCCAAAGCGGGACUUCGAUCCUGAUGCCAUCGACCUCUUUACAGAGAAUCGGAAGCCCAUCUGCUUCUGGAAAUGCAUGGCACAGGCCACAGCAUGAUUUGAUUGACAAUCCAGCUCGCACAGCGGCCUGACCUGCUGCUGCUACUGCAGGCUGGAGAUUUGUGUCAAUGAGCAAACGCAGUGGCCGAAGCACCGACGGUCGAUCUUUCCAGCUCCACCGUGAAACGAAGCUCGUGCCAAGGUAACUGGUCGGCCACCCCGAGAGCAGCUCUGUCGUGUGGGGCAGGGCAUUGACCAAAAAGUCGGGCGCGAAUUAAAGCCAUCCCUCACUCGCUUCAGUACAUGUGCGGAAAAGCUGACUCUCUGACCCCACUUUAUCCACAAGAUUCCACAUCACAUUCUGCAAACGGUGCUUGCGUUCUGACUUCUCGAGCGAGAGCGCUGCAGUCUCCCAGGUCCCAGCUCCCUUUUUUACUGGAGUCGUGUGGAUGGCCAAGUGCGUCUCAUGAACUCGUGAUUGCUCAAAUCCACUCACGGAUGAAACCGUCCAGCGUCAGCAUUCGAGAGCAUUGUGAGAAAUAGAAUCGCAAUCAACUCAGGGAUAGCUCUUAUCAGGAGCAGGUCCCAAUUCCGAGCUAUUGGAUCCCACAGCUUUGACUAUCAUUCUCCCAAUCCGUGCACAGCUCGAUCUGGACGCACCCAUCCCCCGAGAGCUUCCGCUUCGAUUCUCAUCUCUAGCACCAAGCUCAACAUCGCCAAUACCACGGAACGAACCGACGACAUUGAUCAGGGGAAGAGAAAGAGAGUCACUUUUAGAAUCGCAGACUCUGAGGAUCCAAGCGACUUUCCGAAGGGUAAACGGAGCUCGAUGGAAUUGCAAGAUGGUGGGGGCGAUGCUGUGGGAGGAGGAGCAGGAGCAGGGGCAGGAGGUGAUCCAGAAGCUGCAGGGGCCAGAAGCGAGGCGAGGUUCGAGGUAGUGGUGGGCAGUCAUCAGUUUACCGUGUAUGGUUACUCGCUUGCCAAGGGCAUCGGUGUGGGCAAGUACAUAGCUAGUGAUAGUUUCCGAGUGGCAGGACACGAAUGGGCCAUCUACUUCUACCCAGACGGCAAAAAUCGAGAAGAUGAAACGCAGUACGUUUCCGUGUUCAUAGCCCGUCUGAGUGACGGUGCCGAUGUCCGGGCCCUGUUUGAGUUGACUCUGUUGGAUCAGACCGAGAAGAAAAAGCACAAGGUACAUAGUCAUUUUGAACGCAAAAUGGAGCAUGGACCCUACAACCUCAAGUACCGCGGCAGCAUGUGGGGUUACAACCACUUCUACAGGCGAACGUCGCUCGAGAAAUCAGAAUAUUUGAGUGAUGAUAAGCUGGCGUUUACCUGUAAGGUGGGGGUGGUCGUCUCGUCCUCACCCAUAGGUCCCAAGUUCUCAUCUGCCGUCCAGGAGCAGGAAACAAUCCUGCCCAGACAUCACAAGCGUCGCAGUAGUGGUGGCGGUAGCACUGACGGCAGCUCAGAGUCUUCUGGCAUCGACAACCUCCCGAUACAGGAUCUUCGAAUCCAGGAAAAGCAGGCGGGUCCAACUGCGGUCACUCCAGUGGAGUCUUGAUCUCCUUCCCGCCAUGCUGUCCAUUAACUCUUCACGGCGUGGAUGAGAUGAGUAGCGAGUUACAUCAGUUGCGUGAUAUAGUUUAUCGCGUGCUGAGCUAAGAUCAGCUUGAUGGCGGUUCUUGUGAUGGAGUGCCCGGCCCUGUGAUAUGGAAAACAAGUCUUUCAGUGUGAUCAUCCAUGACCAUUGCAAUAUAAAGCGACCGAGUGCUUGCCAGAGAGCGAACUAGCACCUACAAGUUUAUGUCGUGAAGUAUGUAGUGUAUGUAGGUCCCAGGUCUAUGCUGGGUUUGAGUUUUAGAAAACCUUAAACCCAGCCUACACCAGUUAGAAAUUAAAAGUUGGACUAGAAGUUCAAGAUAUAUAAAGAGCUGGUAUUGAGAUAAGAAGGUCCCCCAAUUCUUCCAGAAGUCUCAUCAACAGAACGGCUUUAGAGGUAAGAUGUAUAGAAAUUGAAUAUAGUCUCCAGCAUAAGGAGAUCGUAUGAUUUGCAGGUACCAUGUAGGUACUAGAGGGCAUAAAAGGCUUGACAUGCCAAUUUUUUGAUAUACACAUGAUAUUCGUGAUUUGCAUUAUUUUCAAGCGAGGAGAUUUAGAAGCUGUCAGACUCCGACCGAGGCUGACGUCUAUUUGUAUGUUGCAAGAGUGCAGAAGGAUUCUGGUCUGCCCUAGUUGACAAUCAUCAACUAUAAUCAACAAUUUGUCUUGGCAU